GAAAAAUCAACGUCAUAGAGUCUGUGUCCAGCAAUAUAAUAACAGGCCCCGUAAGUUGCGGGGCUUAAACUUGCUACAGGCAGAAAGAGUGAAAAUAUGGGAAUUGAAAAACCCAAUAUGUUCAAAAUUUAAUUGACUUCUCUCUACACCCGUGUUAAUAAGAAUAUUGUCACUAAAAUACUGGAGAUUACAGCACAUACAGGACAUUUGUUGGCAGUGGAUAGUAGCAAUAGCAGUCCCAAGUUGGUUUAUUUUACCUGCCUAUACACAAGUACAUUAUGUCAGGUGUGAACCUUUAUUUGUUUUAAUCCCAUUAGAAAAUAUCUUUUUGUUGGAGUGCAUAAGGAAUUAGUUUAUGCUGUGGAUUGUUUGGCUGAUGAAAGAAUGCUGAGUAUUGAUUUCUAUUCAUUAGAUUCAGCUACUCUACCACUCCUUGAAGGACCAGAUUCUGAACAAAACCUUCCUAUCAAUGAUAUUACGAAGCAAUUUGCUCGGAGUGGUCACUAUCCAUUACCACCAAUCUCAGAAAUUAAAUAUGUUUUUGCACCUGAAUUUAAAAGAGGUUUUGCUAUGGCUUCCAGUGAUGAAAUGAUUCGUCAAAAUAUUCCUUCUGCUGAUUUACUCUCUUUUGAUGGCUAUAUGACAUUUAUUAUUGUUGAAGCUAUUGUACUCAUCAUAACCGGAUCUGCUGUGGCUUUAACUGCUUGGUUUUUUUCUGGAGGCCAGGUAAAAAGCAAUAGUUUUGUGAGUGAGAUUUCCUGAUUAGUUUGUUGGAUUUGGUAAUGUAACGUGGGAGCAAUACAACAGCUUAUGCAUAAACAUUUCAGCCUGUAUCUGAAAAUAUACUCCCAUGCAAUAUUGUUGAAUCUCAAUUGUUUUUUAAUGCCACUAUGCCAGGAAAAGAGACAUGCCUCAUAAGCUCAUAAAUGUAACAUCCGACCGACCUUGGAUUUGUCAAAGCAUAUGCCCGACAGUGGUGCCUUUGUUUCCAAAAGUUUGAUGCAGUCAGACAACAACGUUGAAUCUACCUCAACUACCAAUGCUAAUAGAGUGCGUAUUGGGAAAAUUUCUUAUGAUAUCCAGCAAGUUUUGGGCCAUGGAAGUCAUGGGACUAUAGUAUUUAAGGGUACAUUCGAUGAGCGUGAAGUUGCAGUCAAGCGCAUUCUCCCGGAAUGUUUUGAAAUGGCUGAUCAUGAGUAUGUGGAGAAUAAUGACAUUCAAAACUAUGAUCAGUGUUCUAAAUUGAUUCUCAAUCAUGCUGUAAGAGGACUUGCACAUCUUCAUCGUUUGGGUAUUGUUCAUCGGGAUGUAAAGCCUCGCAAUGUUCUGAUAUCUUUUUCGUCACUUGGUGGAACACGAGCAAUGAUAUCAGACUUUGGACUGUGUAGAAAACUUCCUCACAAUCGCCAUUCAUAUACCGCAAUGUCUGGUAUUGCAGGAACAGAAGGCUGGAUAGCUCCAGAAGUAUUUAACCAAGAUCGAAAAGUGACAUUUGCUGCUGAUAUCUUCUCAAUGGGUUGUGUUAUGUUCUUUGUUUUUACAAGAGGAUUUCAUCCAUUCGGUCAAUUUCUAAAGCGGCAGGCAAAUAUUUCAACUGGAGAUUUCAAUCUUAAUGAACUAUUCGAAAUA
This is a messenger RNA of Geodia barretti, 1629 nucleotides long. The record is from the annotation of a GenBank genome assembly. NCBI's taxonomy places the organism in Eukaryota, Metazoa, Porifera, Demospongiae, Tetractinellida, Geodiidae.